UGGACCGAUUACUUUGCAAUAUUCGAUGUUAUUCGAGAUUCCCUACCAUCUGUGCCUCUGAUGGAAAAACAUACCAUGGUUUCUGUGAGCUGACGCGUGCAAGAUGCAGGAGCAAGACAAAUAUCAAAUUUGUGAAAUAUGGAAAAUGUAAGAAUAUAUCCAAUACAAGAAACUUACAUUUACGAUGAUGCAUUGUUACAUCACUGUGGUUGCUUGGAUCACCAUGCAAUAAUAAUGUAGAAUGCUGCUAACUAACAGACACACUUUUUACAUGGAUAGUCAAGAUUUAAUUCUUGAGUCAAGAAUUACUGGCUUUUUAACGCACAUCACUGAAUGAAUAUAUGAAUGAAUAAAAGUCAGACUCGUACCCAUUCGUCAACGCUAUAAAUUAUACAAUUUAUGAUCAUUCCCAUCAUGCACCAUUAUUUCUUGCAAUCCUCGUUCAGGGACAGGGUAUGAGUACGUGAAUAUAAUUAUCGUAUCCCCCAACCGAUCAUUGAUAUAAUAAUGAACGUCCCCAACACGCGAGAAAGCAAGCGUUCUGUUGCAAUAUAUGGAUUUUUGCAUAUCCACAUCACAAAUAAUGUCCAAAUUUCAAAAAGAGGACUAAAACCCAUUUUGUCUAGUACGUUUUCCUUCAUUUUUCAUAUAGGUCCAACAUGCCAGGUGAAAGAACCCAUUCGAUGUGCAGUGCCAGCAUGUUUCUUUCCAAGCUGUCCUGCCUAUCCUAAAGCAACUUGUGUAAGCUUCUGUGCUUGCAAAUCAGAAUACUAUUAUCGAAGACGCAGGGUUAACUGCUCCCCAAGUAAGUACUCAACUCACUCAUAGGAUGAACCCAUAACUAAGUCCUGUGAAUGCAUCAUGCAGUCUAAGCGCUUUCUUCCAUUGAAUACAACGUUAGAAAGAAUUUGGACAGGCUGUCUGCCUGUGUAUCCUGCAUGCACAUUUCCAACAUUAUAUGAGGAGAAAGGGGGCAAUGAAUAUAUUGUCUCGAUACGUUUUGCACGUGUUUGUAGAUUGGACAAUACUUAUUGAGAUCUUAAGAAAGCGAGGGUUUUUACAACACGGACCGUGAGCUGUUCGUGCUUGAAAUCAAGAACGGCAGUCGAAUAAAAAACGUCACUUGCGUGCGCUCUCUAAUAUGUGUCUCGACCUUGAGCUCAAACACAUGAAGUUUUUGGCAAAAGCCAAAUUAUUUAUUGAUUCCCCUGCUAAUUCUGUUUCAUCACGGGAUAAUUACGAGGAAACGAAAUUUUGGCUGAAAAACUUAGUUAAUUAUAAAGUCAAUCAAUCUUUGAUCACCAAAUGAUUUUCCUUGUAAUAAAUUUUCUUUUUUGAUUUAUAGCUACCCGGACCAAUCCAUGUAAUUUGAAAUUUUGUGGUAAAGACGGCAUAUGUAAAGUUGUUAAAGGAAAGGCUGUUUGUGUAUCAAAAGGUAUACAGUCAAAAGUUAUUCGAAAUUUGAAUGAUUUUGGUCUAUUCUGCCGAACAACAGAAAAAGCCUGUUUCCAAGAACUUGCAUGA
Paramuricea clavata is the source of this 1524-nucleotide messenger RNA. The record is from the annotation of a GenBank genome assembly. Lineage: Eukaryota; Metazoa; Cnidaria; Anthozoa; Malacalcyonacea; Plexauridae.